Molecule: messenger RNA, 860 nt
Organism: Zophobas morio
Lineage: Eukaryota; Metazoa; Arthropoda; Insecta; Coleoptera; Tenebrionidae
Product: RWD domain-containing protein 1
Exons: 4
Coding region: 65-790 (241 amino acids)
Biological process (GO): cytoplasmic translation
Molecular function (GO): protein binding
Source: RefSeq, a predicted model, not a curated record
GCCGUCGUUCAAUGACAAGUGACAUGCGUGCGACCUAACCUCAAAUCAGUCACCCCUUCGAAAAAUGGACUAUGUCGAGGAACAAAAAGGCGAGAUCGAGGCACUAGAAUCCAUCUACUACGGCGACUUACAAAUUCUAGCGACAGAGCCCCUUCACAAAUUCUCAGUCCCCAUAAAAUCUGAAGAGUACGACCCUGAAAUCGAAAACACCGGCCUAUCGUGCGACCUCGUAUUCACCUAUACACCGAAAUACCCGGAGGAGUCUCCUGAAAUUAGUAUAGAAAAUAGCGAAAACUUUGAGGACCAGUAUGAAACCGAAUUGCUGGAUUUUUUGCGGGAGCAAGUCCAAGAAAAUUUGGGGAUGGUGAUGAUUUUUACGUUAGUGUCGUCGGCGCAGGAGUGGUUGAACGUUCGGUUUGAGGAGGUGAAGAAGACGCGAGAUGAGGAGACUGCGAGGAAAUUAAAAGAGGAAGAGGAGGCAGAAAGGAAGCGGUUCGAAGGCACGCGGGUCACCGUUGAAACGUUCCUGAAGUGGAAAGUGAAGUUCGAGGACGAAACGGGUAUAACAAAAAAGCGUGAAAUUAGUGAAAAGGAAGGGAAAAAAUUAACGGGGAGAGAGCUGUUCAUGACUGACUACACGUUGAAUGAAUCUGACCUGAAGUUUCUUGAAGAUGGUGAUGCUGUUAAAGUUGAUGAAUCGUUGUUCCAAGAUUUAGAUGACCUGGAUUUAGAUGAUGAGGACGACGAAGACUUUGAUCCUAACAACUUCAGCGACGGCUCCACUGAUUAAUUUAAUUUUUUCUAUUAUUAUUAAUUGUGUAAGAAGUUUAAUUUUGAAAAUAAAUUUUGUCUUUUGCUAA